Molecule: messenger RNA, 1938 nt
Organism: Bombus huntii
Lineage: Eukaryota; Metazoa; Arthropoda; Insecta; Hymenoptera; Apidae
Gene: mst
Product: protein misato
Exons: 5
Coding region: 245-1870 (541 amino acids)
Biological process (GO): mitochondrion distribution
Cellular component (GO): cytoplasm
Source: RefSeq, a predicted model, not a curated record
CAUUCAUCGUCACGCGUUGCUAUAUGACAUAUAUAACAGUUUCGGCCAAUACGUAAUUGUAUGCAAUAUGUAUGUAUUUUGUUAUUUGAGGAUUCGUUUCUAAUGUUUUGUCAAUAGUAUGUCUGCCCAAAUAUAAGAAACAAUAAAUGACUAGUACAAUGCACGUGUAGUAUUUGAUGGUGUAACCUUAUUUGCGGAUAACCAUCGCAUCGUAUGAAAAUUUAUAUUACGUACAUAAUACAAGAUGACAUCUCGAGAAAUAUUAACUAUUCAAUUAGGUCAUUAUUCCAAUUUUAUCGGUAGUCAUUGGUGGAAUAUACAGGAAUCUAAUUUCUCUUAUGAUCCUGAUAAUCCAUCUGAAAUAAAUCAUGAUGUUUUAUACAGAGAAGGUGAAAACUUAAAGAAACAAGUUACUUACACUCCUAGAUUGCUACUUAUAGAUUUGGAAGAAGCAUUUGGAUAUCUGAAAAAACAAGGGACUUUAUAUGAUGUUACUCAGUCGGAAGAAGCCCAACAAUGUUUAUGGGAUGAUAAAAAGGUACAGGUCUUGAAGAAAGAAGCAGUUGAUAAAACUCCAUUUAUUAAAAGCUUAGAUGAAUCUUCUGAAGCAUCAAAUUCAACAUCGUCACCCCCCAAUUUGGAAAAUAACAUCGGCUCGUGGGUAGAUUAUCUAUUACCUAGGUUUCAUCCCAGGACAUUAAAUGUCAUUAAGCAUCACAAACACGAUGGAGCAAUGUAUCCAUUUAGUAUCUUUACUUAUGGAAAAAAUUUAUGGAAUACAGAACAAUUCUCAGACGACUUUUCUGAAAGAAUAAGAGCUUAUGUCGAAGAAUGCGAUUUAAUGCAAGGAUUUCAGAUAAUUCUAGAUUCUAUGGAUUGUUUUGCUGGAAUCGGGGCAUCGUGUAUACAACACCUAAGAGAUGAAUAUGGAAAAAGUAUCGUGUCAUUUCCAUGUAUAGACAGUAAGAAGACUGAACCUUCUACAUCCAACGUGAUUAAAAUACUCAAUACAGCUUUAUGCUGGCAACAUGUAGGAGAAUAUGCUUCAUUAUUUAGUCCACUAUGUUGUGGAGAAACAGCUUGGCCACAAAUUGGAGAACCGCGUAUAUUUAAUCAUUUGACGUACAAUUCUGAAGUAAAGUAUCAUAGCAGUGCACUUUUAGCUACUGCAUUGGACACAUUAACUAUUAGAUACAGACGAAGAGAAUAUCCAAAUGUAGUUUUAUCCGAUUUAUGUGCGGAUCUCAAUAAACUGGGUCGAAAGGCAGUCGCAACAAGCCUAACUUUACCGUUCCCGAUGACUGCUAAAGCAGAUUUGAUCGACGUCCUGGACGAACUUGAAGGACCAUUGUGGACAAGUUUGACACCAAAUUGUGACAUACCAAUGGAUAAAAAUAUGCAAAGCAUAGUAUUACGUGGAGUUUCCGAAGAAAGAUUAAAACGACCUAUUUCUGAUGCAAUGAAACAAAUGUCAAAACCAGCAUAUAGAUGCUCUACCGUACACGAAAUGAUGAUGCUUUAUUUAGCAUGCACUUGUCAUGCAUCAGCAACUUAUUUAUCGAACAUUUCAUCACCACUGAACAUAAAACCUCCAUAUCCAAAAAUUUUCAAUAACAAUAUUACUGAAACCGGGGACGUUAUUGGGUGGCCUGUAGGAACAGAUGUUCAGUCCGUUCCUGUUAUGGCUGGUUUACAUAGCGGAAACGGUCUUAGUUCAAUGUAUGAAUCUUUACAUGAUCAACUGAGCAAAAUAAAAAGCAUAAAGAAAUUUCAUGCAUUCACAGACUCUGGAUUGGAAGAGGACGAGUUUAACGAAUGCCUCAAUCACUUGCUCGAUUGCAAGGAAAAUUACGAAGAUCAUUACAUGUAAAUAGUAUCAAUUUUAUCGACGGUUAACUUCAUAUUUCUCUAUAACAAUACAAUUUUUCAUUUAUAAAA